Molecule: messenger RNA, 770 nt
Organism: Daphnia magna
Lineage: Eukaryota; Metazoa; Arthropoda; Branchiopoda; Diplostraca; Daphniidae
Exons: 3
Coding region: 135-734 (199 amino acids)
Source: RefSeq, a predicted model, not a curated record
UACACCAGUAUUCUAUUACUCUGACUCGGCUCUUACUAGGGAACGCCUACCAGCCAUAGGAGGUAUUUGAGUUUACAGGCCUUAAGCAUUAAGUAGGCCUUGGGAUAACUGAGUCUGCGUGCCAAUUUUUGAAAAUGGAGGAUUCUCCAGUAAAUCGAAGGAGAAAGAGAUCUACAGGAAAAUCGACAUUGCCUCUUGUUUGUCGAGCUGGGAUAAAUCAGCUUACUUUCAGAAUAUUGCUUACUGGCCCAGGAAACGUCAUACCAGCUCUUGCCAGGCAAAUGAAAAAAUGCAUCACUGAAACACACAACAUAAAAGAUGUUGUAGUUCAUUAUGCAGUUUCUCUUACCGAAGAAAUUGCUCUGAAGCUACGCGAUACAGGUUUGCAUGGCAUUGUUCUUUGUGCAAAUGCCUCUAUGUCAACAACUACAUCAAGUAUCCAGGAAACACUUAAAUAUUUGGAUUUUGAUUUAAUAUCUACUUCAUUACAUAUUCUUAAUCUUGUUCAACCGUCUCGAUCUGUGUUUUCUUCUGUGGCUGAUGCAAUUGAAAAACUUUCAAUUGCUUAUAACACUCCCAUUAUCAAUAUUGUGCUUGAACAUGAAAGAAGUGUGAACUUUGGACUUGACCGUGUUUGUACAGCUGCCUUGCGUGGAGCCAGAUUCAUAUAUGGCUAUGAACAUGCAAAUUUAAAUGCAGCUGAUUUUCUUCAUCUUUUUGAGGGUUCUGAUUGAUUCUCCGUACGCCGUAAUACAUUUUGCUUAAAUGAA